ACAUCGAUCAUCUGCGUCGCUUUUGUCCACCUCUAAAAUUUCUAUUAUUAAGCGGGAAAGCGAGACGAGAAUUAGGUGUCAUCAUGUCAAGUUGUGCAAAAUGCAGUAAGCCAGUUUAUUUUGCCGAGAAACUAGUGGCUCUUAACAAAGACUGGCACAGAACAUGCUUCAAAUGCUCAUAUGAUCAGUGUAACAAAAGAUUAAAUGCUGGAGAACAACUUGAGCACAAUAAGGAGCCCUUCUGCAAAUCAUGCUAUGGAAAACUAUUUGGACCAAAGGGUUACAGAAGCGGCGGAGCAGACCAACCAAACUCCUACAUCUAUUCCAAGUGAACAGGACAUGGACAGCCCCAGAGAAAUGGAUUUUAGCCUCACGACAUUCCUGAUCAUGUCUCCAACAAAAGACCCCUAUAUUCUCCCAACCAAAUCCAAUGUACUGUACUAUUUAUAGCAUAUUUUAUCAUAUUUUCAAAAUUGUAUAUAGUUAUUUCCUUCAUGUAUAUGAAUAUUAAGUAAUUAAUGAUCACAUGAUUCCUUUUAUUAUCUAUGCACAUGCGUACACAACACUCAUAUAUCACCAUUAUCUAUAGGCUUACUAUAAAUUUAUAUGCCUGGUUAUCUCUCCUGGGGGCCGUUUCAUAAAGCUGUUCGUAAGUUACGAAUGACUUUACGCACGACUGGUGACCAUUUCUUGUGCUAAAUGAUCUCCCUAUGUCACUCUUAACUUAAGAACAGCUUUAUGAAAUGGCCCCGGGAAGCUUUUGUAACCCUAAAGCUGUUUUUUUUUCACAUACACUGUAACUUGAUGAUUCAUAACAAACCAAAAAACAUCAUCAGGAUUUGGUGGACUACGCAAAAUCAAGAUAAAUAAUUUGAUUCAUUUGCAUGUGCCUCAUAUAAUUUGAAAUACAUAUAUGUUUAUCAUGAAUUUAAGGCAAACUCCCAAUGAAAUUGAACCAUGCUGGAUUUUUUUUAAAAACCUUUGUUUCUGAAAGAUUAUCAACACUCUGAGGGAGUUCUGGAUUUUUUUCUUUACAAAAUAUUAUUCAUUCACAAGUUUUCAAAUCUGCAUUGUGCCAUUCCAUAUAUUUCUAAACAUGCUGCAUGACUUAUUGCACCGAACUGUAUGCCAGAUAUUUACUAUCUGGUUUAUGUUGU
This is a messenger RNA of Lytechinus variegatus (green sea urchin), 1157 nucleotides long. RefSeq names its product cysteine-rich protein 2-like. NCBI's taxonomy places the organism in Eukaryota, Metazoa, Echinodermata, Echinoidea, Temnopleuroida, Toxopneustidae. The record is from RefSeq and is a predicted model, not a curated record. Bases 84 to 332 code for a protein of 82 amino acids. The transcript is spliced from 4 exons.